AUGAAGCUCGACUCAGCCGUUGUCCAGCUCCUACGCCUCGAUCCAGAGCACACGAACGUGUCCUCGGCUGGCGGAGGCGGUUGCAGCUCCGCAACUACCUCGAAGAUCACAUCCAAGCUCGGCGAUGGCACAGUGAAGAGCUUCUUCAUGAAGACUGGGAAAGGCGAAGAUGCCGAGACCAUGUUUGAAGGCGAGCACGAGUCGCUCAAAGCUAUCCACGACGCCGUACCCUCACUUUGCCCCCAGUCAUAUGGCCACGGCCGCUUCUCCUCCCAACCCUCGAUCUCGUUCCUCGUGACCGACUUCCUUAACCUCACGUCGCGCUCCGCACCUAAAUCAUCCGCACCCUCAUUGGCGGCGAAGCUCGCGAAGCUCCACACAACGCCCGCACCGGUACCCGACGGCCACGACAAGCCCAUGUUCGGGUUCCCAGUCACAACAUGCUGCGGUGACACGCCUCAGGACAACAGCUUCAAGGAUUCGUGGGCGGACUUCUACGCGAACAACCGGCUGCGCUUCAUCCUACAACGCGCGGAGAAGUCGAACAAUGUAGAUAAGGAACUGCAUACAUUGGUGGAGACGACCGCAUCUAAGGUGGUGCCUCGCUUGCUGAGCGACGACCAGCUAAACAACGGCAAGGGAGUCACGCCGGUGGUCGUGCACGGUGAUCUGUGGAGUGGAAAUGCUAGUGUUGGCACCAUCGGUAGCGACACCGGUGCCCCGGAAGACGUCGUAUACGACUCAAGCGCGUGUUAUGCGCACAACGAGUUCGAGCUAGGCAUAAUGAAGAUGUUUGGCGGAUUUGGUGGCAGCUUCCUGAAAGAGUACCACGACCUGUGUCCAAAGACAGAGCCCGUGGACGAGUACGAAGAUCGCGUGAAGCUGUAUGAGCUGUAUCACCACCUCAACCACUACGCGCUAUUUGGUGGCAGUUAUCGUUCUGGUGUUAUGAGUAUUAUGAAGAGCUUGGUGCGAAAAUACGGAGAGUGA
Molecule: messenger RNA, 990 nt
Organism: Didymosphaeria variabile
Lineage: Eukaryota; Fungi; Ascomycota; Dothideomycetes; Pleosporales; Didymosphaeriaceae
Product: Mitochondrial distribution and morphology protein 12
Exons: 2
Coding region: 1-990 (329 amino acids)
Source: RefSeq, a predicted model, not a curated record